Messenger RNA from Lingula anatina, 2723 nucleotides. RefSeq lists its product as uncharacterized. The record is from RefSeq and is a predicted model, not a curated record. Gene Ontology annotation, cellular component: membrane. Lineage: Eukaryota; Metazoa; Brachiopoda; Lingulata; Lingulida; Lingulidae.
AUACUAAUACCGGUAAAAGCUUUGUCGCUUCCAAUAGGGUAAUAUGUACAGUAAUAUGUAUUCGCUUGCUACUUAAUCCAUAAUUCUGAGUAUUGAACUAAAGAUCUAGACGGAGAACUGGAAAACUAAAAGUGCACCGAGCCCGAUGUUAUCAUUAAUGGCCUAGAUUUUUUUGAAAAGACCAGGAAGCAAUUUCUGACAGCUAGCGGCUUGUGUAUCAAACACGACAGUUAUUGGCCGCUGCGCCUAGUAAAGUGAAAAACGUUUAUGAAUCUCAUCGCACGCGGAGAUACACCGGGAGCCUGGACUUCCAUUCCUAGGACUACCAUUCCUGCCACACCGUAUUACCAAAAGUUUUACUAAAUAAAUAAAGGUAAAUGAGACAAUCACCAUGACAACAAUGAUGUAUCAGGCCCCCCAGGUAGUGAGGCAGCCGGUGAUCAUCACAGCGCCACCUGCUGGAAGUUUUUCGCCGUUUAUCGCUGAAAAGUACAUGCACAGAGCUGGUGUGGGACUUGGCAUAACACAGACUGUUCUUGGGGUUAUCUCUUUCAUCUUUGGUGUUGUUUUUACUGCAUGGAUUCCGGCAAGAUUCCUUGGAAGUAUUAACCAUCACACCGGGGCAGGGGUGUGGUGUGGCACUGUGUUCGUAGUGACUGGAGUACUGGGGAUUUUGACACGCAAGAAGAAUAAGGGAUUGAUCAUCUCAUACAUGAUCAUGUCCAUCGUAUCAGCUGUUAUAUCAUGGAUUGUAUUGAUAGGAAUAUCUUCUAUUGACCUUGCAGCAGUUAGAUGGCAUUUUUUGUUUGACUGGGACUAUUACGCAAGUGCCCCCAUUUCAUAUGCUAGUGUCAUCACGGGACUGUCUGGAUUUUUUAUCUUCCUCUCCUUUGUAGAGGGACUUGUAGCCGUUAUCUCAGCAGCCAUUUGUGGCCAUGCCGUCUGUUGCUGUUCCAAGCCUUCUAGUCAGGGAACAGUCACCUAUACAGUACCCAACACUGGACAAAAUACUGUGGCUUACAUGGUACCUGGACAACAAGGCUUUGUGUACUAUCCACAGCAGGGGCCCCAUGUUGGAGGUUACAACGCCCAGCUUAUGUAUGCCCAGGGACUUCCAGCUUACAACACUGCCCAACAACAACAACAACCACUCCAGGCACAGCCUCCAGAAAAACAGCCAAAGGGUGGCGCCACAGGACAGGAGGCAGAAUCUCUGUAACAGAGGGUUUAAAGCCCAGUAGAAAUUGGUCAAAAUUACAUUUUUUGUGUAGCUUUUGUUAAAUGAUGCCAAUCUAUUUCUUAUAGGUAACAACUUCAAACUUUUUGUACAAUGUUGCUUGUUGUCUUUUUUUUUAAUUUUAGACCAAAAGCUUAUAUGUAUUGGUCGGUAGUGGACCAAAAUUGUCAGGCUUUAAUUUCAAUACUUACAUUUAUUUUCCGUCCUAAAGUAAAGGCAACCUUUCAAUGUAAGCAACCUUAUAAAACCAGGCCCUGGAGUAUUAUUGGGUUUAAAAUAUCGUGCUUACAACACAAAUGCAGAAACUAAAAUUGGUGGAACCCAAAAUGAUGAAAUUUGGAAUCUCCAAAUGAGGAGUACAAGUAUGGACUUGUAUCCUAUCUAAUUCUUGUUUUAAGUUGAACUGGGGAGGUUUAUACAGCUGGUCAGUGCCCACAGAUCACAUGGUUGCGGUUCUACACGUGUACCUCCAUUAAAACCAAAAGGCAGCCGAAACUGAAAGCGCGCAACGCAGCCCUAACCCCCUCAGAGAAUGCCCUUGCUUGGAAUUCGACAUGAUAAUUUGCUUCUGCUGAUGGACAAUUUUACUUUCAAUAGCAUGAUAUUGGCCAGAAAUUUUACCAAAGUUGUAACUUCGGGUGUUCGUGAAACCCGAUAAAAUAAUACAAUAAUUGUCAAUUUGUAGAGUUUGAAAUAUUCCCCCUGAUAUUCAGCACUUCAAUAUAUAUAUAUAUAUGUUAACCACCCCAUUAGUCACUGUACGUACUCACUGUAGAUAUCGUGAUAGUAGAUCGUUUUUGUUUCAGAAUCUGAUUUCUUACAUUUUAACUUAUAAUCAGACCUAAUGCUUUUGUGUUACACUAUGUGAUGUAAAACAUUUUAUAUGCUCUGUUUUCAAGUGGUUUGCAAAUAGAAUUGUUUAUGUUAACCUCCUUAAUUAGUUUUAAGUUAUGAUAUUAUCACGCCAGGCUACUAAAAAUUAAGCUAAGAGGUAGAAAUUAAAAUCUCAGAGUGUACAUUAGUGCAUAUUUUACAUGCAUGAAAAAAAUAUUAUGCAUAAGAAGGUGAGAAAUGCAUUUCCUAUGAACAAGUUUUACAUCAUUUUAUCUUAAAAUUUUCAUUUUGUAUCUUACACACUAUAAACAAUGCUAAGCUUAGCUUAGGAAAGCUUUGGAAGUUAUGUUGGAUCAUGUGAUCCAUUCGUUUGUUUCGUUCACGUGAUAAAUUUUGAAUUUGUGAUUUUUAAUGCGUUUUUUGAUAGUUAAGUUUUAUUUAUACAGAAAGUAUAUAAAACGGUAGAAAUCUCAUAGACUCUCUCAAAUUGCACUUUCCGCCCCUUAUACCAAAUGUGCUAUAGUGUGACAGAUGUGUACAUGUAACCCUUAUAUUAUUAAUUCAUUUUGCUUUAAAUCAACAGUGUCAUAUAGAAUGUAGAAUAAAAGUUUUUUUCUUAAAGGAAAUUAAAUAAAUAUUUGUUUAUCUGAUA